Messenger RNA from Condylura cristata (star-nosed mole), 416 nucleotides. RefSeq names its product hemoglobin, alpha 2 (gene HBA2). NCBI's taxonomy places the organism in Eukaryota, Metazoa, Chordata, Mammalia, Eulipotyphla, Talpidae. Gene Ontology annotation, molecular function: heme binding; oxygen binding; organic acid binding. Bases 1 to 342 code for a protein of 113 amino acids. The record is from RefSeq and is a predicted model, not a curated record. Gene Ontology annotation, cellular component: haptoglobin-hemoglobin complex; hemoglobin complex; blood microparticle. The transcript has 3 exons. Gene Ontology annotation, biological process: hydrogen peroxide catabolic process; oxygen transport.
AUGCCGGGCACCUCCCUGGCCGAGUCCACCAGUGGAGAGGCCCUGGUCACUCGGCACCCCACUCCAGCCCGGCACAACGGCCAGGGCCACGGCAAGAAGGUGGCCGAUGCGCUCACCAACGCCGUGAACCACCUGGACGACCUGCCCGGCGCCCUGUCCGCCCUGAGCGACCUGCACGCGCACAAGCUGCGCGUGGACCCCGUCAACUUCAAGCUCCUGAGCCACUGCCUGCUGGUGACCCUGGCCUGCCACCACCCCUCCGACAUCAGCCCCGCUGUCCACGCCUCCCUGGACAAGUUCUUAGCCACCGUGAGCACCGUGCUGACCUCCAAGUACCGCUAAGCUGGAGCCGGCGCCCCGUCCCGCCCCGUCCCCCCCCCCCUGCUCCUGAAUAAAGUCUGAGCAGCGGCAGUCCA